Molecule: messenger RNA, 3467 nt
Organism: Hemiscyllium ocellatum (epaulette shark)
Lineage: Eukaryota; Metazoa; Chordata; Chondrichthyes; Orectolobiformes; Hemiscylliidae
Product: flavin reductase (NADPH)-like
Exons: 5
Coding region: 116-778 (220 amino acids)
Source: RefSeq, a predicted model, not a curated record
UUUCCUUUUUCACGUGAGGAUGAAGGGCUGCGUUAGAUUCGCGUCGGCCACCCGGAAACCGCGUUGAAGCGUGAAAGAAAAAGACCAGAAAAUUUAUCCUUCCCAAAACUGAAGAAUGAAGCUCUUGAUACUUGGGGCCACAGGACAAACAGGCCAGUUAUUAGUGAGACAAGCACUAGAACAGGGCCAUGUGGUGAAGGCUGUUGUAAGAACUCCCAGCAAGCUGACCAUUCAGCAUGACAACCUGAAGGUGGUGAAAGCAAAUAUCUUCUCAGCUGAAAGCCUUGUGGAGCACUUCAAUGAACAGGAUGCCAUCAUGUCCUGUCUUGGAUUCCCACUGAGCAUAUUUUCUGAUGUUACAGGAUAUACAGAAUCAAUAGAAGCUAUAGCUCAUGCUAUGCGUGAAGCAAAAGUGACACGACUUAUAGCAAUGACAUCCUGGUACACGAAACCUGAAACUGCUCAGGAGGCUUCCUGGACAAUUCGCUGGGUCUUGAUUCCCCUCAUCCGCAAAUUGCUGAUCAACAUGGACGAGAUGGAGAAUUAUCUGAGUAAUGACUGCCAAGACCUCAGGUGGACUGUGGUGAGACCACCAGGACUUCAGAAUGCACCAAAAACAGGCAAAGAAAUAUUAACUCAUGAAGGGUACUUUGUGCCAGGUCCAGAUGGAAUUCCCAUUGGAAAUUCAGUGACACGAGGAGAUGUUGCUCACUUUAUGCUGUCACUCAUUGAAGAAGAUUCGUGGAUUAAGAAGGCAGUAGCCAUGAUAACAAGAUGAAAGAAAUAUUCUUGCCAAUGGAGUGAGAACUUCUUUACUUUACAUUUAUUCCCAAUUUUCUAGCUAAAUUCUGUAAGAGUGUUGAUAUAAACCAUGAGAACAAAGAGACAGAGUUAGAACAUAGAACAGUACAGCACAGAACAGGCCCUUCAGCCCACGAUGUUGUGCCGACCACUGAUCCUCAUGUACGCACCCUCAAAUUUCUGUGACCAUAUGCAUGUCCAGGAGUCCCUUAAAUGUCCCCAAUGACCCUGCUUCCACAACUGCUGCUGGCAACGCAUUCCAUGCUCUCACAACUCUGUGUAAAGAACCCGCCUCAGACAUCCCCUCUAUACUUUCCUCCAACCAGCUUAAAACUAUGACCCCUCGUGUUGGUCAUUUCUGCCCUGGGAAAUAGUCUCUGGCUAUCGACUCUAUCUAUGCCUCUCAUUAUCUUGUAUACCUCAAUUAGGUCCCCUCUUCUCCUUUUCUCCAAUGAAAAAAGUCCGAGCUCAGUCAACCUCUCUUCAUAAGAUAAGCCCUCCAGUCCAGGCAGCAUCCUGGUAAACCUCCUCUAAACCCGCUCCAAAGCAUCCACAUCUUUCUUAUAAUAGGGCUACCAAAACUGGACGCAGUAUUCCAAGUGCAGUCUAACCAAAAUUUUAUAGAGCUGCAACAAGAUCUCACGACUCUUAAACUCAAUCCCCCUGUUAAUGAAAGCCAAACACCAUAUGCUUUCUGAACAACCCUGUCCACUUGGGUGGCCAUUUUAAGGAUCUAUGUAUCUGCACCCCAAGAUCCCUCUGUUCCUCCACACUGCUAAGAAUCCUAUCCUUAAUCGUGUACUCAGCUUUCAAAUUUGACCUUCCAAAAUGCAUCACCUCGCAUUUAUCCAGGUUGAACUCCAUCUGCCACCUCUCAGCCCAUCUCUGCAUCCUGUCAAUGUCCCGUUGCAGCCUACAACAGCCCUCUAUACUGUCAACGACACCUCCAAUCUUUGUGUCAUCUGCAAACUUGCCAACCCAUCCUUCAAUCCCCUCAUCCAAGUCAUUAAUAAAAAUUGCAAACAAUAGAGGCCCAAGGACAGAUCCCUAUGGAAUUCCACUCACCAUAGACUUCCAGGCAGAAUAUUUUCCUUCUACUACCAUUUGCUGUCUUCUGUUGGCCAGCCAAUUCUGUAUCCAGACAGCUAUGUUCCCCUGAAUCCCAUUCCUCCUGACCUUCUGAAUGAACCUACCAUGGGGAAACUUAUCAAAUGCCUUGCUGAAGUCCAUAUACACCACAUCCACAGCUCGACCCUCAUCAACUUUUCUAGUCACAUCCUCAAAGAACUCGAUAAGGUUGGUGAGGCAUGACCUGCCCCUCACAAAGCCGUGCUGACUGCAUUUAAUCAAGCCAUGCUCUUCCAGAUGGUCAUCAAUCCUAUCCCUCAGAAUCCUUUCUAACAACUUGCAGACGACAGUCGUGAGACUUACUGGUCUGUAAUUGCUGGGGAUUUCCCUAUUUCCUUUCUUGAAGAGAGGAAUUACAUUUGCCUCUCUCCAGUCCUCAGGUACGACUCCAGUGGAGAGCGAGGAUGAAAAAAUCUUCGCAAGUGGCGAAGCAAUUGCAUUUCUCGUUUCCCAAAGCAGCCGAGGACAAAUCUGGUCCGGGCCUGGCGACUUGUCAAUCUUAAUGUUUGACACAAUUUUCAGCACAUCAGCUUCCUCUAUCUCUAUCCAUUCCAGCAUGCACACCUGCUCUUCAAAGGUUUCAUUCACUACAAAGUUUGCUUCUUUUGUAAAGACAGAAGCAAAAAACUCAUUAGUGGAGUAAGGAAGUAAAGACAAAACCGAGUGCUACAGUAGAAAUGUUGCCAAACAAGCUCCUGGGAAUUAAAGGGUAACCUUUACUUGGCUGUGUCUUUCAGCUCUUGUUUAUGUAUGUCAAGCUAAAAGUUGUAGGAUGUCCUUUUGAGUUAACAAUGAAAAACAAUUCAUUAUUCUCAGUUAGGAUGUUUCAUAGGAUUAAAUCAGUAUGGAAUAUGUUAUUAAUAAACCACUAGAAUUUGAAAAUAGCUUUGAUAUAAAACAACCUCAUGACAUUAUUUUGAGUAAUACCCAUUGAGUCCAGAAACUGUUACAGAAACAGCACUUAUUUAGAAAUCUUUUGAACAGAUCCAAGCAAUUCCCUCAAUUGUAUUGGAUAAGUAAAACAAAUUAUGAUGCAGUAUAAAUGAACAGUUUUGUGUUUCAGUCAAAUAUUAAUAAUGCUUUCUGGUUCAAAUUGUUGGUUAGGUACUGAACAUUAUCCUAAAUUGCAGAAAGUUCCAAAAUCCAGAACUGACUUGGUCUCGAAGAUUCCAGACUUGAGAGGUUCCAGUGCAUAAUGUGUUAGUGACAUGAAUUAAGUUAGUUUAUAAACUGGCUGCAUGUAGGGGCUCACCAUUACUUCUGAGAACAUGAAGGCUUUGAAAAAGCCCAAGUUCAUGUUGAUGUAUGCAAUGGCUAAAUACACCUCCAAUGUCUGAAUGUAUAAUCAACAUCUCAAUCGAAGUGUUUUAUGUGAACAUGGAAUUAUUAAUAAUUCAUAAAUGGAAAAAGUACGCUUAGCACUAUGGUUUUUGUUUUUAUGCUUUUUCACAAAUGUAAACCUUUUUAUGCAUUGUUUGGAAGCUUUUUAUGCCUGUCAUAUUUAAUUAAGUCUUUACUUCUGUCAUGCUAACUUUUUU